Molecule: messenger RNA, 2222 nt
Organism: Cimex lectularius (bed bug)
Lineage: Eukaryota; Metazoa; Arthropoda; Insecta; Hemiptera; Cimicidae
Product: E3 ubiquitin-protein ligase RNF103-like
Exons: 6
Coding region: 277-2127 (616 amino acids)
Biological process (GO): protein ubiquitination
Cellular component (GO): endoplasmic reticulum
Molecular function (GO): ubiquitin-protein transferase activity
Source: RefSeq, a predicted model, not a curated record
UGAUAAAUGACCUGAUAGGGGGUUGCAGGGGGGGAGCUGUUCUUGUUUUUGUUGUUUUGCACAAUAAAGACUUUUAUGAGGGCCGACAAUAAAGAUUGGCCGUCGUUUUGAAGUCUGUCAAAAUUACAACAGAGUAUUUCUUCAGACCGGGAUGAUGAGAGUCGUCCGUUGAGGAUUUCAGCAUUCCUGACACGUAUACCGUACGUCUUUUGGAGGAAAGUAAAUACAACCAACGUUUCAUGCGAGGAUGCAAUUGUUCAAAGGCCUUGAAAACGCAUGAGAAACCGCCCGCCAGAAUUAUUCAACCAGUUUCUAAAGAUGCGCUCGGUAUGCGUCGCCCUCACACUCCUCUUAGUUUAUUUGAUACUCGUAUUCCUGGCAUUCCGCUUCUUGGACAUCAUACUCUGGUAUCAGCAUGGUGUGCCGUCGACGCAGAUUGUCAAUCCACUCCUCCUGAGUGUACGACAGCUGAAACAACUCUUAGAGGUACGUGGAGUCAGCUACACUGGCUAUGUCGAGAAAAAGGAGUUGGCACAGCUUGUUGAAGACUCAGCCGAUGUUGUACAAGGGGAGGUUGAAGAAUUGAUCGAAUCUAACUUGAGGGAAAAGGACAGACUGUCGUUUGCGCCCAGCGCCUCUCAUUUUACGGGCUCAGCCCAUUUCUACGAAGAAGUCGAGGAUACAAAAGACAGCGUAUGGCUCGUGCAAGUCGUACCAACCUCAAAGCGAGAACCGCUUUUGGACGACUACACUUGGACGAUAGUGCGAAACCAAGUUGCCCCGUUUGCUAUACGAACUGGGAUCUUCGACUGCCGGGUCGACAGUGGACUUUGCAAACGGAAAGGAUGGACCAAGUCGCUUUUACUUUUGGCCAUGCCAAGAGGAACAAAGCCAAAAGACAAAGUUAUUAUGAGAACCUGUCAGCUUACUAGAUCUAGUGCUAUAAUUGAAUGGCUGCGAGAACAGUUAUCAGUUAGAGUGAAAAAAGUAUCGAGUUAUGAUGAUCUUGAGAAAGAUUGGCUUCAUACGAGCAGCAAUUCUACUUCAAAUGAUAAAAAUAUUUCGGUUAAAGUACUGCUACUCACACAUCUCUUACAUCCCCCUUUAUUUUUAGCAGCACUCAGCAUUAAAUUUACUGGAAGAAUAACAUUUGGAAUGUUCACGGUGAAAAAAGAAGAAACAAGCAAAAUAGGAAAAGUCCCGGCAUAUCUUGUUAUAACGCCAGACAAAACUAUGGUUUAUGGUAGGAGAAGAAUGGAACAUUAUAAUCUAAAAUCUAUGAAUGCUUAUCUAAAAUCAAUUCAACCAGAGAUGAAUGAUUUUUUCUUAUGCAGUCUUCUCCUUGUAAAUAUGUUUGCUGUAUUGCAAUUUCUUCAGGUUUGCUCUGAUUCUUGGCUGAGAUUGAUUGUUGCCAGUUUAUGGACAAUAGUGGUGUGCAAUUUACUGCUGUUUUCAGGGUGGCUUAUAGCUUUUAGAGUGUUAAGGUGGCCAAUAAUUUCUUCAUUGUGUGAAUGGUGUCUUAGUGCAGUAAGAGCUAUCGCUUUAAGUGAGACCGGUUCGUUGGUCCGAUCGGAUUGGCUCCGGUUACUUCGUUCAACGUGGCUUUUUGUAUGUUCUCUCUUUGCGUUCGGUUUCUACGCCUGCAGGAAGUUGUCACCCGGAGAAUCGUCCGGAACGAGCUGGUGGGACAUCUACUGCCUUAUCAGAUAUCAGCAACCACCUUUGAUUGAACACGAAGCGAGGGAUUUAAUCGAAAGGCUGGCUGUUCCUAGCUUCUGGCUCCAACCGAUGCACCAUUACGACUAUAUCCGAGACCUGCCUGUUUGGACGUUCCAACUGGAGAAGAAGGUCAUAAAAAGAGAUACCCCGGAGGCCAUCGAGACAAUAAUGGACUCCAAUGACGACAACAUUAUUAAUGAACUGACUCAGAGAGAUUUGACAUUUGAAAACCAACUAACAUUAGAAUGUGCAAUAUGCCUGGACAAUUAUACCCCAGGUGUCAACAUAGUCUCCCUUCCCUGUUCCCACAACUACCAUCAAAAUUGCAUUUCUACUUGGCUUUACAGUGGCAAACACGACUGUCCUAUAUGUCGUUGGCCGGCAUAUAGAUCUAAAAAACUCAAUUAAUUUUGACAUUCCUCUCAUUUUAUUUUAUUGUGAUACCCUCACCUCUCAGCUUAUCUCUGUGAGGUGUAAAUAUAUUGUUACCAAUUAAAAAUCAA